Triplophysa rosa is the source of this 6446-nucleotide messenger RNA. RefSeq names its product signal transducer and activator of transcription 2 (gene stat2). The coding region runs from base 201 to 2732 and encodes 843 amino acids. Gene Ontology annotation, molecular function: DNA-binding transcription factor activity, RNA polymerase II-specific; RNA polymerase II cis-regulatory region sequence-specific DNA binding. The record is from RefSeq and is a predicted model, not a curated record. The transcript has 24 exons. Lineage: Eukaryota; Metazoa; Chordata; Actinopteri; Cypriniformes; Nemacheilidae. Gene Ontology annotation, biological process: cell surface receptor signaling pathway via JAK-STAT; regulation of transcription by RNA polymerase II; type I interferon-mediated signaling pathway.
UCGGAAGAGACAGCGGAGGGAGGUUGACUAAAAAGCCAAGGGUUUCCUGAGAAGUGUUUUUAUUUAUUCGUUAGAAGGUGCUCGUGCCGUGACAGGAGGGAGUGUGCGGUGUUUUGUCUAGCCUGUAUGUGUGCAGAAGAACGUUGCGGUAGCUACGAUUUGACGACCACUUCUCUAAACGUCUAGUCGAAUGUUCCAGAAUGUCACAGUGGCAAAACUUGCGGCAGCUGGAUACAGUGUAUCAGCAGAGAGUUUCUGAUCUGUACAACAGAGAUGAAUUCCCUAUGGAUGUGAGACAUUACCUGGCACACUGGAUUGAAGGCCAGGACUGGGAACGUGCAUCCCGGGACCCUUCCCUGGCAGUGCUUUUGUUUCAGGUGCUUUUGGAGAAUCUGGAUAACCAGUUCAGCCGUUUUGCUCAAGACAGAGAGAGUUUCCUACUGCAGCGUAAUUUCAGACGCUACAAACAAAAUUUUCAGAUGUAUCAAGAGGAGCCUUAUAAUCUAGCUGUUAUUAUUCACUGGUUCCUGACCAAGGAGAAGGAGAUCUUGAAUGAUGCAGAGCUUGCACAGAAAGUGCAGACGUUGCAUGUUCAGCCAGCUGCGAUGGAGAUGGAGAGCCAGAGAAAAAUAGAAAAAAAAGUAAUAGAGCUUAAACAAAAAGCAGAGGUGAUGGAGCACUAUAUAAGAUGUUUGGAGGAGCAGCAGGAUGAGUUUGAUUUUAAAUAUCAGACGAACAAAAUGGACUCUGGCCCAGCAGAGGAAAAGAAGGUGCAAGAUCAAGUACUCCAAAAGAUGCUCAACGCACUUGAUAAAUCCAGGAGGAAAUUCCUGUCUGAUAUUUCGACUAUGAUGAACUCUGCGAAUUGCCUGUGCUCGGUGCUCGUAGACGAGGAACUGGUGGACUGGAAGCGGAGGCAACAGACAUCUUGCAUUGGUGCUUCAGAUGAUACAAGUCUGGAACAAUUAGAGAAAUGGUUCACUCAGACAAUAGAGUGUAUGUUUCAGCUUCUGAAGUUCUUACAGAAGCUUGAUGAGCUGGGGGGGAAGAUGACCUAUGUAAAUGACCCCAUCUCUGUCCAAAAAGCACCCUUAAAGGAAGCGACAGAAGGUCUCCUGACUCGUUUGCUGAAGAGCGCAUUUGUGGUGGAGUCUCAGCCAACCAUAUCUCAAGGUCGAGGGCCACUGAUGCUACGCACAAAUUCCCAGUUCUCAGUAAAAGUCAGAUUCUUGUAUAAAGUUCCAGAGCUCAACCAUUUUAUGAAAGUGAACGUCUUCAUUGAGAAGGCUGCUGCAAAAUUAAAAGGGUUUCGAAGGUUUAACGUUCUGGGAACUUUAAGUAAAGCCCUUAACAUGACUGAAAGUUUGAAUGGGGGUAUGGUGGCUGAUUUCAGACAUUUGACUUUGAAAGAUCAGAAAGUUGGUGGUGGAGGAAAAGGAAUCAGUGAUCUCUUAUUGAGUGUGACAGAAGAACUGCACAAAAUACAUUUUGAGACACAGUUUGACUAUCAAGGCCUGUCUGUGUCCUUGGAGACCUCUUCUCUUCCUCUUGUGGUCAUUUCAAACUCCAGUCAGCAGCAAAGCGCCUGGGCGUCUGUUUUGUGGUUUAACAUGCUGUGCUCAGAUCCCAAGAACGUUACAUUUUUUGAGAGCUCUCCUGUAGCCACGUGGCCACAGUUUGGGGAGAUGUUGAGUUGGCAGUUUCUCUCAUGUGGAAACCGUGGUCUGGACAGUGAUCAGUUGGAGACCCUCGCCAUCAAACUCUUCGGUAAACAAAGCAGUUAUGACAACUGUACGAUAUCCUGGGCAAGGUUCAGUAAGGAGAACAUACCUGGUACAAACUUUACCCUGUGGGUGUGGCUAGAUGGUGUUCUCAACCUGGUUAAAACCUACCUGUCUGACCUUUGGAGUGAUGGGUCUAUAAUGGGUUUCGUGAGUAAGGGGAAGGAAAAAGUUUUGUUGAAGAAGAAACAGCAUGGCACUUUCCUGCUGCGUUUUAGUGAGAGUAUCAGAGAUGGUGGAAUCACAUUCAGCUGGGUGGAGUAUUCCAACAACGGCACACCAAAUGUGCGUGCAGUGCAGCCGUUUACAGGCACAGACCUGAAGCAGAUUGCUUUACCCAACAUCAUUCUCAACUUUCAGAUCAUGCAAGCAGAAAACAUUCCAGUUAACCCGCUCUCUUACCUAUACCCCAAUACUCAUAAAGACCAGGCGUUCGGCAAGUAUUACAGCGAAAAGACUGGAGAUGAGAAUCCUUACCUGAAGUACCUCAGAACCAAACUGGUAUUUGUCUCUAAAGAGAACGGAAGUACAAGCUCCAGGGAGGAGCCAGUUUCUGACCCACAGUACAGCGACUCUCCUGGUUCUGAGUUGGACAGGGAUGACGUGCUCCCAGGGUCCGAAAACUCACCAAUGUUCCCCAGCUUUCCCACUGAUGCCGAUUUAGUCAACAGCAUAUUGGAAGACGAUUUUAGCAGCUGUGCGGAUACAUUUAGCCACUUUUCAUCAUCGGGCCUCCAAGACACUCCUCCACAAAUAAAUGUGGAAGACCUUUUUCCGGAAGCACUGUCACCAGACACAGAUGGUAGUGAUGCAUUGCGAAAUUUUCUAAACAGUCCAAACAUGCUGAAUGAAGUAAACCGUCGCUUUUUGCUGGAAGAUCAAGAGAGCUUUAUUUUAGAUAAUUUUGUGGAGGAAAUUAGCUAUUCGCUUGGCAAUCCACUAACCCCCUGAGUUUUUGCUUUUAAUUCAUAACCCAUGACCAGCUUAUUUUAAUUUACGUUCGUAUAUAAUUCACAAAUAUCUGGCUCACUGAAACUAUACACUUUAUUGAAGCACUAGUCAUGUGUUAACACCUGCUAUGUAAAUCGGGCAUUGGGGAAUUGUGAGAAUCUCAUGAACAACACAGAUGUUUCUGUGGUGAUAUCUGUCAGAUCAUUAUUUGGUAAUCGCUUCACGUUGGGUCCUGAUCACCCCGUCGUGGUAUAUUCUGCGAUAAGCAGCCAUCUUUACAUGGUUCCACGUAUUAAUUGUGCAUGUUUAUGUUGAGUUUGUGUAAUAUUAAACUGACUCACAGUCCCCGGAUGACCCUUUGUUAAUAGUUUUGAGCACUUAUGAGGGAAUAACAGACCUUGGAAUGUCACGACUAGCCCGUCAGAAUCAAGUAUUCAAGAGCGCUGUGUAAUAAUAUAGAAUUAACUCACAAGUGGAAUUAUUUAAUUGAAGUGAAUUGUAAAACACAUUUGUCUCCAUUUUUAACACUUAAUCUAUUUGUGGGAAUAUCCUAAACAGAUGCUUGAUUCUUUAUUUCACAAUGUUACUUUUGUAACAAGAGUAAUGUUUAUGAUGCUACUAUUGUAAUCUUCUAAUAGUAAGAUGAGACUUUAUAUAUCUGCAAGACAUGAUAUUUUUCAAUGAAAAACUAUAGCAGUGAUUUUUAUUCUAGAUUUACCUAAAAUUACCUGUGAAAUUGUAAAUGUCUAGUGACAAGCAAAGUUUUCUCUUGCAUUCUGUUAGAACAUUAACCUCUACUUUAUUUUUUUUAAAAUCACUAUUAGGCCCCUUUUUGUUAGUAAACAUUGUGGCAUGUUUUUGUGGGUGGAGCAUAGGUGGAGGCAGAAAGAUUCCCCUGGCCGCUUUACUAAAGCCCACCAGACCCACCAGAGCGUCUGCAGGCAAACAAUAAUUAAAUAAAUGUUUAGCAACAACAGCUAAUACCGAACUUUAGAAGUGAUGAUAUGCGGAUUCAUAUAUCAGCAUUAACGAUAUAAACAGAGACGGGCAGGGUGGACGCAGGUAUCAUUAUAAUAUUCCCAAAACGGCUCCUCAAACAAUGUUAAAAGCACAGAUGUGUUUAUUUUAUGUCACAGACACUAGCAUAAUACAGUAAUGUACAAUUCAUAAACGCGAAAUAAUCUCUACAUAUCAAUGGAGCAAGGUCGUUACAGCAAUUUACCAUGGUAAAAACAGUUAAUCCUUCCAAAGCACAUAUAAGUAAACGAUAAAUAAAAAAAAUUUUCGGUAGCCUACUACACAUAUAAAUUAAAUUUUAUGAUUACGUUAGAUAUUUUAGCCUACAGGAUGUUUGUACAUCUGCAAAUGUAUCAUGUUUUAAAAAGGAACUGAGAAAUUGCGGUUAAAAACUCAUUAAAAGACAUUUUAAAUGCAUAGAAACAUUAAUAUGUUCAUUUAGAGAUGACAAGCAUAUGGAAAUUUGUACCGCUUUGUCACAUUUAUGGUUUUUGGUUUCUUUAUCAGCAGCUGCUCCGUUCCGUGCUUCAUACGCCCUUACGUCUAUACGAGCCAGCGUCGUCUUUGCACAUGCGCACAAUUUCCUACUUCGGUUUUCAAUCUGAUCAAGUGUAUACAUGUCCUAUCAAGCGGAUUACAAACGGGAUAAACCACCCUUUACAAUCCGACUAAAAUUUCAAUCAGCUUGGGCAUUUUUAAUCUGAUUGACGUGUUUAUAUGGAGCGUUUUCAUUCGGAUUGGAUUUUUAAUCAGAUUACAUUGGUCCAUGUAAACGCAGCUAAUGACUGGAGAAAAUCCGAUUUAGUUUGAAUGUGUUUGGUCAGUAACUGCCUGGGACUGUGACUGUUGUUGAAAAUGUGAACUUUAACGUAAGGAACCAGAUUGCCCAACCUAUAUACACUCGCUUAAUAGACGGACGAACUGUCCGUAUUACCUUCCAUACCAGUUAAGUGGUCUGACAUCUACACAUACCACUUAAAGAAACCAAGCGUGUAUAGGAAAGAGAAAAUGAGAACGUAUAUGUCUUUAGAUGCUUAUAUACUCACAGUGGCAAACGGUACCAAAUGCAACUACUUAACACACUUGAGACAUAACAUGAACUUACUCACUGUUUUCUCUCCCCAAAUCUACUAAUGCACUUAUGAAAACUGUACAAACAGCAACGGCAAACAGUUUCCUUUAUGAUUAGUCUCCCGUCGUUGGCUAACUGCUAACAAAGUUAGCUUAUAUAUGCGCUAAAACGGAAAAUAACUUAACUUGUUCCCCCGUUGUUGUGAUUAGGUGGGCAAACAUGAUAAUUUUUUAGACACAUACCCAAACCAUAAUCCAUACCAACAAAAGACAGGGGUUUAUUUAACAUUAAGUGAUAUAAAGUCUACAGUGAAAACGCCAGCAAUUUUGAUGAUAAUUUCUACUGGUCAGCUCAUUUUGUUGUGUUUAACUAUAGCUGUCGCCAGUGUUUUUGUUUGGCAAUGGCAGCAGGUAACGUUAUGUGUUAAAAUAUCAAAUUGGAGACUGUAUUCUGUCGAUUGUGGCACGAAACAACACAACAAGAUGAUAUUUUAAACGUUACGUGUUAAAAUAUCAAAUUGGAGACUGUAUUCUGUCGAUUGUGGCACGAAACAACACAACAAGAUGAUAUUUUAAACUCCUUAUUUAGCCGAAUCUGUGCUGGUUUGUAUUGGCCCGCUUCCAGUUCUUUUCCCUUUGUUUUGCCUCCAGCUAGCGCCGUGACGUAUUCGUGACGUCGGCCGUAAAGGGGUCUAUUGGGCAUAUUGUUGGGAAGUACCUUAAUGUGUUACUCGCAAUACUCUACUUUUAUUGCAAGUCAACUGGAUUUUUUUAUGAUUAAAAAAAGCAUUCGAUGGCUUUUACUAAAUUGCACAAGCCCAAGGAAAUAGAAGUGUCAAAUUUUCCUGUUUCCUGCACUAAUAGCUGAUUCACCAUUUACAAAUCAUGAUUGGUCAGAAACUAUUUAUAGCUUUGGUAAAACAGGAAGUGGUGCUUUUAUUUGGGACUUCAUUUAUUUGCACUUUCAAAAAUUAAAAAACUUAGUCAAUGGUAAGGUUUUAUCUCAGUUGUGGUGGUUUGUCAAUCUGCUUAUUUGUUCCCAUAAUGAAAGACUUGAUUUGAUCAAGGAAUUUCUGUAUGUGUGACCUGGAAAUGUACUUUUAUCCCCUCAUUGACGUAGUAAAGUAAUCCUUUACUACGUGAAUUUUGAGUCAGAAUGUAUGCUUGAUAAUACUGCCAUUGGCAGAGAAUGGCGUAGAAAUGCACUUCAGUGGAAAUUUGAAAGCAUAGAAUGCUUCUGAUUUCUUGCUAAAUUAAAUGAUUUUACUUUUUUUUUCUUCAUGGCUUUGUAGACAUUUAUUAAUUUAUAUUCGUAGAGCAUGUUUUUGUGUGUGUGUUGUUUGUUUAUGUGAUAACUGGAUAGAAUUCUAUGCCAUGUACUGUAUAUAGUCAGGCAUAUCUCUCUCAUAAUCAUUUUGUUAACAGUUUGCUAAAAUUAAAAAAGUUGAACCAGUCAGUAUCCAUUCUAUUACAGUUAGCCAAAAUUCACUUCAUUAUUUGUUUGAUUUGUCACAUUUCCACUAUGAUGUAUAUUCAGUUUAUCUAUUAAUAAUUUUCAAACUAAUUAUGGAUUUGUAAUCUGGAAACUCUUGUCUUUUUUUUAUUAAUAAAAUUUAUGGAAAUAUA